Messenger RNA from Mangifera indica (mango), 1029 nucleotides. Its product is annotated as NDR1/HIN1-like protein 1. The transcript has a single exon. Bases 141 to 773 code for a protein of 210 amino acids. Gene Ontology annotation, biological process: defense response to other organism. The record is from RefSeq and is a predicted model, not a curated record. NCBI's taxonomy places the organism in Eukaryota, Viridiplantae, Streptophyta, Magnoliopsida, Sapindales, Anacardiaceae.
ACAUCACUUUCAUUGCAAGUCACGGUCAACUCAAAAGUCAACAGAGAGGCCCCUCCUCUCUUCUUUUAUUCACUUGAACCAUUCUCACAACGCUAAAUCCUCACUGCUUUCAUUUUCGCCCCUACCUCCCACUCUCUACCAUGUCUGCUCCAGAAGACUGCGGCAAGCACGGCCACAAACGCCGUGAACUCUUCCGCCGAAUCUUCGCCGGCAUCCUCAUCUUCCUUUUGAUCGCUCUCAUCACCAUCCUCCUCGUCUGGGCUAUUCUCCGCCCCACCAAACCAAAAUUCGUCAUCCAAGAUGCCACCGUCUAUGCCUUCAACGUCUCUUCUCCCAACUUACUCACCUCCAACUUCCAGGUCACCAUCUCCUCGCGCAAUCCUAACGACAAAAUCGGCAUUUAUUACGACAGGCUAGACAUUUACGCCGUUUAUCGCCAGCAACAAAUCACCUACAGGACAGAGAUUCCUCCCACUUAUCAGGGACACAACGAAAUCAACAUCUGGUCGCCGUUUGUUUACGGCACCGACGUGCCGGUGGCGCCGUACAAUGCUCUUUUGUUGAGCCAAGAUGCAGAUACUGGGUUUAUUCCUUUGAUGUUCAAGAUUGAUGGGCGGGUGAGAUGGAAAGUUGGGACCUUUACAACGGGGAAGUAUCAUUUACAUGUUACGUGCCCUGCGCAAAUCAGUUUCGGUCCGAAGCAAAAUGGGAUCCCCCUCGGAAAUAACGCCUUUAAGUAUCAGCUGGUGCGGAGUUGCAGUGUCAGUGUCUGAAGAAGAGUGGAGAGCUUGAAGAAGAAGACGACUAUAAUUAACGCCGUUACAAUAUCGUUAUGCCUUUUCUCUCUAGCAAGUAAGCCGUUUAGUUUUUAUUAUAUUUUUAAUAUGUAAUUUUCCUUUUUUUACAGAGAGUUGAAUUGUAAAAUUUGCUGUAGAGCAAUACAUGGAGCGAAAUCACAAUUUGGGAAAGAUGUAAUUUAGAAGAAGAAAAGUUAAAUAAGAAAUUAUAAAUAAUUAGUGGUUUUCAAUA